Sus scrofa (pig) is the source of this 2888-nucleotide messenger RNA. Lineage: Eukaryota; Metazoa; Chordata; Mammalia; Artiodactyla; Suidae. The record is from RefSeq and is a predicted model, not a curated record.
AGAACUGGGCUGUCCCUCUGUCGAGUGGCACUCCUUGUCAACCCCGUCAACCCACCAUGGCCGUGACCGCCUGCCAGGGCUUGGGGUUUGUGGUUUCACUGAUCGGGAUUGCAGGCAUCAUUGCCGCCACCUGUAUGGACCAAUGGAGCACCCAGGAUCUGUACAACAACCCUGUGACAGCUGUGUUCAACUACCAAGGGCUAUGGCGCUCCUGUGUCCGAGAGAGCUCUGGCUUCACCGAGUGCCGGGGCUACUUCACCCUGCUGGGGCUGCCAGCCAUGCUGCAGGCAGUACGAGCCCUGAUGAUCGUGGGCAUAGUCCUGGGUGUCAUCGGCCUCCUGGUGGCCAUCUUCGCCCUGAAAUGUAUCCGCAUUGGCAACAUGGACGACCCCUCCAAAGCCAAGAUGACACUGACCUCGGGGAUCAUGUUCAUCAUCUCAGGUCUUUGCACAAUCGCUGGAGUGUCUGUAUUUGCCAACAUGCUGGUUACUAACUUCUGGAUGUCUACAGCUAACAUGUACACUGGCAUGGGUGGGAUGGUGCAGACUGUUCAGACCAGGUACACCUUUGGUGCAGCUCUGUUCGUGGGCUGGGUCGCUGGAGGUCUGACCCUCAUUGGGGGCAUAAUGAUGUGCAUCGCUUGCCGGGGUCUGGCGCCCGAGGAAACCAACUACAAAGCCGUGUCUUAUCAUGCCUCGGGCCACAAUGUCGCCUACCGGCCUGGAGGCUUCAAAGCCAGCACUGGCUUUGAGUCCAGUAACAAAAACAAGAAGAUAUACGAUGGGGGUGCCCGCACAGAGGAUGAGGGACAAUCCCAUCCUUCCAAGUACGACUACGUGUAGCCCUGCAAGACACCUCGGUCUGGGCAGAGGAAAGCCCCCACCUAGAGCUCACCCCCAAACAAGGACAUUUUACCUUGAUUCCCAAUUGCUUCUGACUCACAGUUGGAAAUUACAAAGCCUUGAUUUCACCUAUGGUGAGGCCAGAUGGUCUUGGCCACCUGUGUCUAAAUGUUCCAUCACAAAACAGCUGAGUUAUCAGAGGUACAUUAGAGGCUCUAGCCCACAUUUUCUAAUCCUCUUAUUUCUUUUUUUUAAUAGAAACUUUUAAACCUGAUGAUAGAAUGUACUUUGAAUUCCUAUCAAUCACUUAGAUAAUUUAGACAGAUGCACCCUCCUCCUCUUGGCCAACAGUCCAUUGAUUAUCUAUUUCCCAACUCAUCCCCUAGAACAGUUCUGAAAGCAAAGCCAAAAAAAGAGAGUCCAUCAAAAGACAUCAUUUUCUGCAACUUGAUUUUUGCCCCCACCUCCUGCCCUAACUUGGCUACUAAUAAACACUGAUAGAAGAAGAGGUAAUAGGGGAAAUAUCUUUAUUGUAUCUCCAGCUUAUUAUCUGAGUUUUCUUAAACUGUGAUCUUAAACAGUACUUGGACUAAAAUGAUUGCAGUUUGAGGAAACUAACCUUUUCCACUUCUGCUAAUACCUGCUAAUUCCAACUAAAUUCCUCCCAGGGAGUCUCCUGGGCUUCUUACUGCAGGUCCUCUUUCUGUCACAGGCUAGAAAGACAAAAGGAUUUUUUCUUUUUUCUUUGCUUUUUUUUUUUUUGUAAUCUAAAUAUAUUAGGUAUUCUAAAUAUAGCUAGAAUAAAUAAUGUAUUAGUGAAAUGAUACACUGUCUCUGUGAAUUAGCCUCACCCCUGCAUGUGAAUAGAAGAAAAUGAAAAAAUAAUUGCUUUGAUGUUGUCUAUAUUGUACUUUGUAAAAUCACAUUUAAGUCCGAAUUUCAUGAAGUGCUCACUGAUCCUAUUUCUUUCCCUUUGAGGUCUCCUGGACUCUGAUUAUAGAUGAUAGAAUCAGUGUAAUCCAUGUAAGAAGCAAAUAAUGGGACACAGCAGGUCCUAGGAAGUGAGUCAAAACUAGUUCUUUAAAAAAAAAAAAAAAAAAAAAAAAGAUGGUGAUGAGCUUGAAUGUAAUGUUUCCAGGUGACAUGUGGGCCGUACUUACAUAGCUAAAGGCCACUGAUAGUUGAGAGAAGCACUUAUUUGGCACUGUGGUCAGCUUUGUGACCCUGAGAGCUGUGCCCUUCCGUAAAUUCACGUCAAGUGGUUGGAUCAUUGGCUGUUUAAGAGCUCUCUGCAGCCACACACUUUCCCUGGGUUCGCAUCACUGCUGCAGAAAGCCUAACUUCCUUCUUUCAGGCUACCAGCAUCCCAUCUCAGCACCAGAGCCAGAAUAGACCCAAUGGGAAACUGAGGUAAGGGAAGUCUCUCAAAACUACCUAUUCAGGGGGCAGCAUUGGCCCUGGGGCAAUCUGACCAUUUGGUUAUUAUUUGAGAAAAAAAAGUCUCAUACCAAUAGUGCAUGUGCAAGUGGCAUUGAAGGAGACCAGUGAAUAUUCAUAUGGGUCUUCAUGGCCAUUCCACAGAAAGGAAUUGUGUCCACCCAGAACCCAGAUAGUAAACUCAGGGACCCUUCUCACUGAUACAGCAAUGGUUUUAGGCCAAAUCAUAAAACUCAUUGUCUGAGAUGGAAUGAAGGAUGUUGUCUAUAUUGUACUUAAAACAAUUCAAGAAAAAAAAGGGGGGAGAGAAAUUUGAGCAAUAGAGAAUAUGGAGAUAGUUCAGGGUUCUCCAGAUUUGAGUUGAAGGCCAUGGGUACAAUGACCUCUCCCUCCCACCACCAGAAAGUCCCUGGCCAGGACUGAGGCACUAAGGGGUGGCUCAGUUGGGCUUUUAGUUCAUACAUUCUCUAUCCAAAACUUAAUUGUUUGAAAGCCUCCAUGUAGUUAGAGUGUGCUUUUUAAUUUUUAUUGUUGUUGCUGUCUCACUGUAUAUGGAGUAUUGACCUGCAUGUUUUGUUACUUAAAUAUUAAAGACACUGUUAUCUCACA